AUGGUUAGAAUUAUCUUCUGGAACUCUCAAGGCACACUCGGCCUUGUAUUUCACUGGUAUUUGAAAUUGUUAAUACAGACUCAAAGUCCUGACAUUUUUGCUAUUUUUGAGCCUCGUGUUAGUGGAGCUAAAGCGGAUGGUUUCAUUCGUAAGUCGGGUUUUGAUCAUUCUUUCAGAGUUGAAGCAAAUGGAUUCUGGGGUGGUAUUUGGGUGCUGUGGAGAGACACUGUUUCUAUGGAUUUCCUUGUGGCUUCAAAUCAGUUCUCCCAUGGGUUAUGUGGGGAUUCUGGGAGCUCCAGAAGUUUCUUUAUUUCUUUUGUUUAUGCUCGUCCGGUUGGGAAUGUUCGCAAAAAUGUAUGGAAUCAAUUGCGUACUCUUGAACCAAACAAUAAUAAACUGUGGGUGCUAGGAGGUGAAUUUAAUGCUCUCUGUGGGUCUUAUGAAAGGAAUGGGGGUUCACCAAGAAGAUCAGUUGACAUGGGUUUCAAUGGGCCACGGUAUACAGGGCAGAGCAGAAAUCUCUGCCAGAGACUUGAUAGAUGGAGUGAAGAUGUGCCUGAUGAUAUCUACCGGCCACGUUGCUCUCGCCUGUGGAUGGGUAAGGAUACACCGUUUGGAGAUUGA
Molecule: messenger RNA, 624 nt
Organism: Hibiscus syriacus
Lineage: Eukaryota; Viridiplantae; Streptophyta; Magnoliopsida; Malvales; Malvaceae
Exons: 3
Coding region: 1-624 (207 amino acids)
Molecular function (GO): catalytic activity
Source: RefSeq, a predicted model, not a curated record